CACCAACUUCCAAGCUUGCAGCUUUAGGCCUGUUAUCACAUUGGAUAGCACAUAGUUAAUAGAAGGAGGUAGGUAGUAUUAUAACAACUUUUUAACAACUUUUUGCCCCGCCAAUUCUUCCUCCGUGACGUCUGAUCCCACCCGAAUUGUACAUAAAUAUAUUCUUCACAUGUGCUUGUGUCUUACGUCGCUAUCGUAUAUAAGUUUGCUAUCGAAAUCUGAGACAGAGACCCGUUAUCCAAGUCCUUCACUUUACGCACUUUUGGCUUUUUAGUCAAAAUCCAACACCUCCGAUUCGCUAGGAACUUUUUUUGAGAUCCCUCGCAUUAGGUAUAUCCAGAGAGGGAGGGAGAGAAUUAAAUAGAAAAAACAGCCAACCAGCACAGCGUUUUAAAGUAAACAAACAAACAAAAUGGCGCCAAAGGCCAUAAUAGCGCCCUCAAUCUUGUCCGCGGACUUUGCGCAGCUCGGCGCCGACUGCGUCCGGACCAUGGAGCAGGGUGCUGACUGGCUUCACGUGGAUAUCAUGGACGGCCACUUUGUGCCCAACAUCACCUUUGGCGCGCCGGUCGUGGCCAAGGUCCGGAAACAUGUCGAAAAGCCCACUACGAGCUACGGGCGCGGUACAUUUGACUGCCACAUGAUGAUUGCUGAGCCGAAGAAAUGGGUCAAGGAGUUCCAGAAGGCCGGCUGUGAUUUAUACUGCUUCCACUACGAAGCUGCCUUCUCGAGCGCCGCUGAGAGCCCCGAGGGCAAGACCGACGAGCGCACUAACCCCAAGGAACUGAUCCGGUAUAUCCACGACUGCGGCCUGUUGGCAGGCAUCGCACUCAAGCCCAUGACCGGCGUUGAGGUUCUGACCGAGCUACUUGAGAGUGAGGAUCCGAAAGAGCGACCUGAUAUGGUCCUCAUCAUGACAGUAGAGCCCGGCUUCGGCGGCCAGAAGUUCAUGGCCUCAGAGCUGCCCAAGGUGCAGGCGCUGCGCACGAAGUACCCCGACCUGAACAUCGAGGUCGACGGCGGCCUGGGCCCCGGCACCAUCGACCAGGCCGCCGACGCUGGCGCCAACGUCAUCGUCGCCGGCAGCGCUGUGUUCGGCGCCAAGGACCCCGCCGAGGUUAUCUCGCUGUUGCGGACGGCUGUUGAUCAGAAGGUUGGCAAGCUAUGAAAAGUGUAGGUAGUUUGGUUAGAGUCCCUAAGUACCUACCUAAUAUUUUUGGCUUUUUGGGGAGAAGUUGGUAGAUUGGAAGAAGUUAGGAUUAUUCUACAAUAGUACCAUACUUUUCAUAGAAAU
Hypoxylon fragiforme is the source of this 1294-nucleotide messenger RNA. RefSeq names its product ribulose-phosphate 3-epimerase. The record is from RefSeq and is a predicted model, not a curated record. Gene Ontology annotation, biological process: pentose-phosphate shunt, non-oxidative branch; carbohydrate metabolic process; pentose-phosphate shunt. Gene Ontology annotation, molecular function: metal ion binding; D-ribulose-phosphate 3-epimerase activity. The coding region runs from base 413 to 1168 and encodes 251 amino acids. The transcript has 4 exons. Gene Ontology annotation, cellular component: cytosol. NCBI's taxonomy places the organism in Eukaryota, Fungi, Ascomycota, Sordariomycetes, Xylariales, Hypoxylaceae.